Caenorhabditis briggsae is the source of this 2232-nucleotide messenger RNA. It is a transcript of the gene Cbr-tag-319, whose product is annotated as Protein CBR-TAG-319. The transcript is spliced from 9 exons. The coding region runs from base 1 to 2232 and encodes 743 amino acids. Lineage: Eukaryota; Metazoa; Nematoda; Chromadorea; Rhabditida; Rhabditidae. The record is from RefSeq and is a predicted model, not a curated record.
AUGAGCUUGUCAGAAUCUCACCGCCAAAAUCCGCUAAACCUAAUUCUCCCCGCUAGUGGUUCUCCGGAAAAGUCGAAUAUUAUCGGUGAUGCGCUUGCUAAUGACGUUGAUCUGCAAACGGGAACAAAUGUUUCGAGUUUUGCCAAUCAUCAGACACUUCAAAAUUCUACAUUCGACAGUCAGCCGCCACCAGUGCAAUCGUUGAAAGUUGGUAAAUGCUCAGCUGACAUAAUAUACGAAGGAGGGCUAGAAGAAAAAGUGGAUCCCGAUGAGUAUAAGAUGUUCGACCAAGGAAUCGAUAGCGAACCAGUGGAGGUGGAUGGAAACGAAGUCGAAAUCGAUGUUCGAGGAGUUAAAUACAAAGUAGCUUAUUCACCCGCUGUUUGCGUUUCCGUUCUCAAUGCAUUUCAGAUUCCAUACGCGAUUGAGUGUCAUCUUUGCAAUGAAAUGAUGAACCUGUGCUUGAGAAGAACUCGUUAUCGCGGAGAACAACGAGAGUAUCCGGCAUAUCGCUGUAAUCGAAAGGGCUGCCAAACAUUCCGAUCGAUUCGGAAAGUUUUCAGCAACUGUACUUCCAGCAAAGGAAGUGAUGGAAAAGAAGCUCCCUACAUGGUUUAUGACCCGUCUAUGGAAUCUCCACGGCGCGAAGCAAAGCCUCCGCCUCGCGGAGAGUUUUCUGAAGAUGAUGACGAAGAAUUUGUUGUUCAACGCGUUUACCUUCCGAAACCAGAUGAGCGGAACGCUGAUCAAAGACCACUCUCGGUGAUGGAUAGAAUGAGAAAGGCGAAUCAGCGUCGUGCAACUGUUUUUUCGGAGUUCGCUGAUCAACUUCGUCGCGACAUUGCCGCAAAUAAACGCAUUAGAGUUCGCAAGCAGCCACCAGAAGAGGAUGAGCAACAAGGUACCUUGUUCUAUAUUAGUAAGGAGCUCAGUCCACAAGAAAUCAUUGAGCUUCAGGAUGCUGUCAUCAAAACUUUGAUAUCUCUCAGAAAAAUUCCACCGCCCAUGUCGAUGUACGAUCUUCCAGUUUUUGCAAACUGUCCCUAUUCUAAGAACAUACUUGAACGUGGAUUGGCAACUUCUCAAGCCGAUUUUUGGAACGCGUUCACCGAUUCAUCACAACCACCUCUUCCGGACGGAUUCACAAGAAGAAAGGAUGACACCCUACUCUAUAGAGAUCCUAAACCGUAUAGGGUUCCGGAUAUACUCCAAGAAAAUUCUCCUCGAAAACAAGCUGAUGAUGUGGUUAACUAUCAGAAGCGGAAAGUGGAACAAGAUGCUAGAAGAAUGGAGAGGAGACACGUGGAGAAAAGAUAUCGAUCGUGGGCUUCUCUGAAGAGAGAGUUUGACAUGGCUGAGACCGAUGACCGUCUAGCGUCAAAGUCUUCGAAAACAGACAACGAUGGAACCGCCGCCGUUAACAGUUCAACGUUUCAACGACAACCUCGCCCUGUCACAUUCCAACAAAUUGUGCACAAAAUAAAUGGGUCAUCCACUGGUCAAUUGACUUGUAGAAUCCGCGCCAGCGAUUCCGAACAGAAUGGCGAUUCUUUGCAGUGGAUCGAUGUUAAAACACCAAUGAAAAACGGCCAACGCGAUCAAACGAAAAAGUCUCAAGAUUAUGAAAACAAUGAGCUUGAGGAUGACGUUUUCGAAAGUAGUCAAACAUUCAAAGAGUCACCUUCGAUGCCAAGCUCGUCCAGUUCGAUGCGUCAAUCAACGUCUCCGCAGAUGAAGUCGUUCUUUUCUCUUGAUAACGGAAUUCUGAAGAAUUCUUCGAGUCCUCAACUAUUCUUUCCGGAUGGUCCGUUCUUGAACAACAAUUUUCAUAGUUCGUCAUUAUAUCCUUUUCUGCCGCCAUAUGCAAUGCCUCCAACAAUGGAAUCUAGUAUGCUUUAUAAUGGUUCCGACGAACCAUACCCGUGUGUUGGAGCAUCUGAAACUGUUCGUGGGGAUUCUCUUGGUGUUCCGUUUACCUACGUUCACCCAGUUUCUGGAAUACGUCUGACCGACCCAUCCGCAUAUUUGAAUUCAUUUGUUCCAUCUCCAAUCACAAAACUUGCACCGAUGAGUUUCAGUGAUGAGACCUCAAGACCACGGCGUUCUUCAGAGCCCACCACUCCUUCUUUGUACAAUUUGGACGACUUCAAUCUCGCUGAUGAAAAAAAUGUCUGCAUGGAAGAGAGCAAAAAGAUGAUGGACAGCUUCAUGAAGUUCGAUCCCCCGGAGUAA